Molecule: messenger RNA, 2363 nt
Organism: Fopius arisanus
Lineage: Eukaryota; Metazoa; Arthropoda; Insecta; Hymenoptera; Braconidae
Gene: CPSF2
Product: cleavage and polyadenylation specificity factor subunit 2
Exons: 2
Coding region: 111-2300 (729 amino acids)
Biological process (GO): mRNA 3'-end processing by stem-loop binding and cleavage
Cellular component (GO): mRNA cleavage and polyadenylation specificity factor complex
Molecular function (GO): RNA binding
Source: RefSeq, a predicted model, not a curated record
ACUCUGAAUCCUCUGGAAAUGCCGGGAUAGCACUUGAAAAAUUCACCGGUCGUCACUAAAUUCGAGGUUAACAUAAUUUAGGCAUCACACAGAUCCUCUCGAUAACCAAGAUGAUGACCUCCAUAAUAAAACUUCACGCGAUCUCAGGAGCAAUGGAUGAAUCUCCACCGUGUUAUAUCCUCCAGGUCGACGAAUUACGAAUUCUCCUGGACUGCGGUUGGGACGAGUCAUUCUCCCAGGACUUCAUCAGAGAAUUAAAACGCCACGUCCACCAGAUCGAUGCAGUUCUCCUCUCCUACCCAGAUCCUCUUCACCUGGGGGCCCUACCCUACCUCGUGGGUAAAUGCGGCCUGAACUGUCCCAUCUACGCGACUAUUCCCGUUUACAAAAUGGGCCAGAUGUUCAUGUACGACAUGUUUCAAUCCCGAAACAACAUGGAAGAGUUUGAUCUGUUCACCCUGGACGACGUGGACGCAGCAUUCGACAAAAUCGUCCAGCUGAAAUACAACCAGAGUGUCUCAAUGAAGGGCAAGGGUCACGGUGUCACCCUGACACCUCUACCCGCAGGUCACAUGAUAGGUGGAACAAUCUGGAAGAUCGUGAAGGACGGGGAAGAGGACAUCAUCUACGCGGUGGAUUUCAAUCACAAGAAGGAGCGACACCUGAAUGGCUGUGAGCUGGAGAGACUCCAGAGGCCUUCCCUCCUCAUCACCGACGCCUUCAAUGCAUCCUACCAACAAGCGAGAAGACGAACGAGAGACGAAAAACUUAUGACAAAUAUUCUGCAAACCUUGAGAGCUGGUGGUAAUGUUCUCGUUGGUGUUGACACAGCUGGACGUGUCCUGGAGCUAGCUCACAUGUUGGAUCAGCUCUGGAGGAACAAGGAGUCAGGACUCUUGGCGUAUUCCCUGGCCCUUUUGAAUAACGUCAGUUACAAUGUAGUGGAAUUCGCCAAGUCUCAAAUUGAGUGGAUGAGUGAUAAAUUGAUGAAGAGCUUUGAGGGCGCCAGGAACAAUCCCUUCCACUUCAAGCACCUCCAACUGUGUCACAGCAUGGCUGAACUCAAUCAGGUACCCAGUCCCAAGGUCGUUUUAGCCAGUACACCUGACAUGGAGUGUGGCUUCUCCAGGGAAUUGUUCCUUCAGUGGUGCAGCAAUCCCCAGAAUAGUAUAAUAAUCACGAGUAGAACAUCACCAGGUACUCUGGCACGUGAUCUCAUGGAGAACGGGGGAUCACGUCCUCUGACACUUCUCGUCAAGAAGAGGGUUCGUCUGGAGGGUGCUGAGCUCGAGGAGCACCAGAGAUUGCAGAAGGCCAGACAGGAGCAGCUCAAGCAGGAGCACAUGGAGAUUGCAGACGUCAGCUCAGAGUCAGAGGAUGAGAUAGAACUGGGGAGACACGAUCUACUGGUGAAGCAGGAGAUCAAGCCUGGAUUCUUCAAGCAGAAUAAAAAACAAUAUCCCAUGUUUCCAUUUCACGAGGAGAAGAUCAAGAUCGAUGAGUACGGGGAGAUCGUCAAUCCUGAGGACUACAAAAUCGCUGACGCUGCACCGGAGACCGACGACAAAAUGAAUGUCGAUGUCAAGCCUGAAGAGGCAGCUGUUGUCCCUGAAAUAGCUGCUGAUGUGCCGACAAAGUGCGUUCAAGUCACCAAGACAAUAAAUGUCAAUGCAUCGAUCACGUACAUUGAUUUCGAGGGGAGAUCCGAUGGAGAGUCUCUUCAGAAGAUUUUAGCACAGCUCAGGCCACGAAGGGUUGUACUUGUGAGGGGAUCCAGUCAGGAUUGCGAUAUUUUAGCGCAGCAUGCACAGAAUGUUGGAGCCAGGGUUUUUAUCCCAGGACGAGGGGAGACACUCGAUGCCACCACUGAGACACAUAUCUAUCAGAUCAGGCUGACUGAUGCUCUUGUCAGUGGAUUGAAUUUUCAGAAGGUCAGGGGUGGGUAUGACGUCGCCUGGGUUGAUGCCACUAUCACUGCCAGGGAACAGGUCUGCAGGGAUGCUGUUGUGGAUGAGAGUGAACAGACUGCUGAGAAAAUUCUCACCCUGGAGCCUCUUGGGGUCAGUCAAGUCCCAGGGCAUCAGGCCAUUUUUAUCAAUGAACUCAAGCUCUCGGAUUUCAAACAAAUUCUUACUAAACAUAAUAUACCGUCUGAACUCAGUGGAGGUGUUCUCUGGUGCUGUGGGGAUACCAUUGCUGUCAGGAAAGAGGAUGCUGGCAAAGUCGUCUUCGAAGGCGCCGUAUCCGAGGAUUAUUACAGGGUCAGGGAACUUCUUUAUGAACAAUUUGUCAUCAUAUGAAAGGAUUCAGCAUCUUGUUGUAAAUAUUUUGUGAUUAAUAUACGUUUUUUUAUUUUAAACGUU